UAUCCGUCUGCUAGAGUCACAACAAAAUUAUAAUUUUGUGCAUUAUGGCAUAUGGAAUGCUGUUGAAAAAUGGCCUCCAGUGAACAUGAAAUCAGUGAUUUUUGUGAUAUAUCUCUAAACCCAUCUGUCACAAAAGCUUGUCCUUAAAACUAUUAACCUACACUCUAACACUAACACUCGUUACCAAUGACGAUGUUGACAAGUGAGUCUGAUGAUGACCGCCAGGUUCAUUAUUCCAAGCAAAUACAAAAACCUGCAGCCAAUGAAGAAGAGUCAUUGCUACCAGGUGGCAGGGGUAGUGCAGAUAUGGGCACUUCAUCAUGGGGACAAGUAAAGAAUUUCUUCACACACAGCUCAGACUACCCAAAGACAGUGUUCCUGAUUUUGUGGACUGAGUUUUGUGAAAGGUUUAACUACUAUGGGAUGAGAACAAUUCUAGUCAUCUACCUGACAGAAUGGUUAGAGCUUCCAUACUACACAGGUGUUUCUGUGUAUCAUUUCUUUAGCAUGUUGGCCUAUUUCUCACCAAUUUUGGGAGCAAUAAUAGCUGAUGGUUACCUUGGGAGAUACAAAACAAUCUUUUACAUCUCAAUCUUGUAUGCAAUAGGAACACUGAUUCUUUCCUUGACAGCAUUCCCACCACCAGAGAUCUAUGGCCCUGUAAUUGGUCUCCUGUUGAUAAGCAUUGGAACUGGAGGCAUUAAGCCAUGUGUUUCAGCAUUUGGUGGUGAUCAGUUCUCAUCACAUCAGGAAAAUGAAAGGCUGUCUUUCUUCUCAACAUUUUACUUUAUGAUAAAUUUAGGGAGUACAUUGUCUACAUUUAUUACCCCUAUAUUAAGAGCUGAUGUUCAUUGCUACAGAAAUGCUUGCUACCCCCUGGCAUUUGGUGUGCCAACUAUCUUGAUGAUCUUAUCCAUUGUGAUUUUUGUCUGUGGAAGAAAGCACUACAAGCAGAUUCCCCCAACAGGGAAUUUGGUUGGCAGAGUGUCUCGUUGUGUCUGGCAUGGACUAAAGCUAAGAAUCAGAAAUGGAAAGAAUGAAGAGCGAGACCAUCACUGGCUAAAUCAUGCCACAGAUACAUUUGAAGAAGACUUUGUAGAGGAUGUGAAGUCUUUGCUGAAAGUGUUGUUUCUAUUUCUGCCACUUCCUAUCUUCUGGGCACUCUUCAACCAGCAGGGGUCAAGAUGGACUUUACAAGCUGUAGAAAUGAAUGGGGAAGUGGGCAGUUUGGGGAGAAUAAAACCUGAUCAGAUGCAGGUUUUGAACCCACUUCUUAUCCUCAUCCUGAUUCCUGUCUUUGACAAAUUGGUCUACCCUUGUCUUACCAAGAUUCACAUUCCAAACAGACCUCUACAACGUAUGUCGGCAGGGAUGGCCCUGUCUUGUCUUGCUUUUAUCGUUGCUGGUUGUGUUCAGCUUAAAAUGGAUAGUGCUAAAGACCCUCACUUGGAUGGAAAUAGUGCUGUAACCUUCAUCAACACUGCCAAUUGCCCUGUUAGCAUCAAGUCAAGUUUUUAUAUUGCUACAGUUCCAGCACAUGAGGCAUCAUCGUACAUCCUGUUUAGCCCAGGUAACUACACCUUGUCUAUCAACUGUGAACCCAGUGGUAAACCUACUCAACUUCUGCUGACCACAGAAAAACACAUAGCUUACAGAGCUAUCAUCAAAGUGGAUGCUUCAGACAGUGACAGACUUACUAUUUUACAGUUUGAAGACAAAAGGAAGAAAGAUAUGGAUGGAAAAGCUAUUGUCAGCCUGAUAGCCAACUUCCCAGUAGAAGCCAACACUACAGUCAUCUUCAGCCAACAGAAAAACAAUGUUUCCAUCAUCCCAGGGAGCUUGAACAUUUCCCUCCACGAUGAUGGGGAUUCUGAUUUUACUUCAGUUGAGCCCGGGCACUACCAGUUGUUUGUGUUUCACAAGACAGCAAGCAGCAGUGAGCUGGUCCCUGUAGAGCCAGUCUUAAGUUUUGGUGGGGGAUCUGUUCAGACUAUUGUUUUGUUACCUGAAGAGACAAAAACAAAUCUGCCCACACAGGUUUCUGCCCUAAUAUUUACUUCUGUCAGAGAGAAUGACCUUACUAUGGCCUGGAUGAUACCUCAGUAUGUUUUGAUCACCAUUGGGGAAAUUUUGUUCUCCAUUACUGGCUUAUCGUUUGCUUACAGUCAGGCUCCCCCCUCUAUGAAAUCAGUACUUCAAGCUGCUUGGCUUUUAACUGUGGCAUUUGGUGACCUGGUGGUCAUCAUUGUAGCAGAAACUCAAAUUAUGCCCACACAAUCUUCUGAAUUCUUCAUGUUUGCUGGUCUGAUGGCGCUGGACACUCUGUUAUUCAUAGUCAUGGCCUACUUUUACAAGAAUGGAUCAUCAAGCCGUGCACUGGACAUGGAGGCGGACACUGUUACAUUAGUCAAGUCAGACCCCUUGACUAAAGAAUUCAGUGACGCCAAAAAAGAUUAAAACUGCAAUCUAGUUAUAGAAUUCAAAGUCAAGGUUUUUUCUGUAGUUUAAUCUUGUCUUGUGGUUAAAGUUUUUCUGUGGCAAAAUUAAGUUCCAAGUGGUUGUGAUACAUUUUAAUUUCGAGAUGAAAAUAUUUUUUUUAAAGAUGGACCACAGCUUUUAUUAUUUCCCUGAGCCUGAUUAUGUGUCAUGGUUCUCCUUAUUUGGUUGUAUUGAAAGCUCUUUAUUUUAUAUUUAUGAAAUGUAAAUGCAUUGAGAUUAUAAACAGUUUAUACAACUCCAGAUGGCUAUCAACUAAUUCUCAAUAGGAAAAUUUGACAUUUUUAACUUUGUCUACUUAUUUGAUAAAUUUUUAAAUAUUAAAAUAGAGAUAUAAGUUUUGCUUUAUAGAGCAAUUUUUUUCAAAAAAUUUUUAGUGCAAUUCUUACAUGAUAUUAAUUGCAUGAAAAUGGUAUGUUUCAUCACAACUAUAACACAGGGUUUAUUUUCUAUUACCUGUAUUGUUGUUUGUUUCUACUCUGUAGUAAUCUCAACCUCUAAUGUGAUAUUCAUUUUUUUGCUGUAAAUUUUUUCUAGGCGACUGGGUUUAUUGAUCUAUAUUUUUUAAUUCUUUUUUAAGGACUCUAAUUCGUUUU
Physella acuta is the source of this 3092-nucleotide messenger RNA. Its product is annotated as solute carrier family 15 member 2. Gene Ontology annotation, molecular function: transmembrane transporter activity. NCBI's taxonomy places the organism in Eukaryota, Metazoa, Mollusca, Gastropoda, Physidae. The record is from RefSeq and is a predicted model, not a curated record. Gene Ontology annotation, cellular component: membrane. Gene Ontology annotation, biological process: oligopeptide transport; transmembrane transport.